Messenger RNA from Indicator indicator, 1254 nucleotides. It is a transcript of the gene C2CD4C, whose product is annotated as C2 calcium dependent domain containing 4C. The transcript has a single exon. The record is from RefSeq and is a predicted model, not a curated record. Bases 1 to 1254 code for a protein of 417 amino acids. Lineage: Eukaryota; Metazoa; Chordata; Aves; Piciformes; Indicatoridae.
AUGUGGCUCCUGGAGCGGCUGCGCGGCGUGGCGGAGAACGGCGGGUCCCGGGGCACGGGGCCAGAGGACUCCCCACGGGGAUCCCGCUACAGCAAUGUCCUCACCCCUGACAAGAUCCCCGACUUCUUCAUCCCACCCAAGCUGAGUGCAGCACCCGCCGAGGGCCCCGAGACCCCCGCGGCGCCCACCCUGGGCCCCUCAGCCUCCGAGCAGGACCUGUCUGGCCGCAAGACCCCGCGCAGCCCCCGACCAUCCAGCCGGUCCCGGUCGCGGGCCACCAGCCGCCACAUCAUCCAGAUCGAGAGCGCCGAGGACGGGGCAGCCGAGGGGAGCUUCGGCACCAACGUGGACCCGCAGUCGCAGACGGCCAUGUCCCUGCCCUACGUGCCCAAGGCGCAGACCUCCUACGGUUUCACCACCCUGAUGGAGAGCCCCCACACCAGGCGCAAAGAGUCUCUCUUCCACAGCGAGCACAGCAGCCUCUGCCCUUCGCCUGUCACCUCGCCCAGCACCCAGCGCAGAGCCAAAGUCAACGGCGAGAGCCGGCCCCGGACGCCUGCCGACUUGGGCGCAGCCCUCAUGCACCCCGGCCGCUACUUCAGCGGUGGCGAGAGCGACACCGGCUCCUCGGCCGAAUCCUCGCCCUUCGGCUCCCCGCUGCUCUCCCGCUCCGUCUCCCUGCUGAAGAUCUUCAGCCAGGAGAGCCAGUCCAAGGUCAUCAAGCUGAAGCACUCGGUGGCCCGCAACAGCUCCCUGUCCACCGACGACAGCUCGGCCGACACCAGCCCCAGCGCCCAGCGCCGCUCCAGGAGUGCCCCGGCCGGGGGGCAGCCACCCACCGCCCUGCUGCCCCUGGACCUGCCACCGGGCUGCGACCGGGAGCACAGCCUGCGGCUCAGCCGGGGCGGCAGCCUGCGCCUGGCCGCCGAGUACGACCCCUCCAACGCCCGGCUGCGUGUGCGGCUGGUCUCUGUCGAGGACCUCUACGAUGCCUUGGUCGACCCCCGUAGCAUCAACUGCUGCGUCUCGCUGUGCCUCAACCCCGGGAAGCUGCAGAAGCAACGCAGCACCAUCGUCAAGAACAGCCGCAACCCCGUCUUCAACGAGGACUUCUUCUUCGACGGGCUGGGCCCUGGCCACGCCAGGAAGAUGUCCCUGAAGCUCAAGGUGGUCAACAAAGGCAGCAGCCUUAAGCGGGACACGCUGCUGGGGGAGAAGGAGCUGCCACUCACCUCCCUCCUGUCCUGCCUGUAG